GGCCGGCAGGGGCGGGCCGGGUUGCGGCCGGCUUCUCUGGCCAGGCAGCGCGGGGGGGGCGCGAGGUGCGCUCCUGUCAAGAGCCAUGCUCGGCAGGUCCGGGUACCGGGCGCUGCCCCUGGGGGACUUUGACCGUUUCCAGCAGUCGAGCUUCGGCUUCCUGGGCUCGCAGAAGGGCUGCUUGUCCCCGGAGCGGGGCGGCGUGGGGCCGGGGGCCGAUGCGCCUCAGAGCUGGCCCUCCUACUUCUGCCACAGCCUCAUCAGUUUCCUGGGGUUCUUGCUGCUGCUGAUCACCUUUCCCAUUUCUGGCUGGUUUGCCUUGAAGAUUGUGCCCACCUAUGAGCGGAUGAUCGUGUUUCGACUGGGCCGGAUCCGCACCCCUCAAGGGCCUGGCAUGGUUCUACUCUUGCCCUUCAUUGACUCCUUUCAGCGGGUGGAUUUGAGGACACGAGCUUUCAAUGUCCCUCCCUGCAAGUUGGCCUCUAAGGAUGGGGCUGUGCUGUCCGUGGGGGCCGAUGUCCAGUUCCGCAUCUGGGAUCCGGUACUGUCUGUGAUGACUGUGAAGGACCUGAACAUGGCCACGCGCAUGACGGCCCAGAACGCCAUGACCAAGGCCCUGCUCAAGAGGCCUCUGCAGGAGAUCCAGAUGGAGAAGCUCAAGAUCAGCGACCAGCUCCUGCUGGAAAUCAAUGAUGUGACCAGGGCCUGGGGGCUGGAGGUGGACCGAGUGGAGCUAGCAGUGGAGGCCGUGCUCCAGCCACCCCAGGACAGCCCAGCGGGGCCCAGCUUGGACAGCACCCUCCAGCAGCUGGCCCUCCACUUCCUAGGAGGAGGCCUGUCCUCCGUGGCAGGAGGUGCCUCAGCCCCAGGGUCAGACACCUUGGAGAUGGUCAGCGAAGCUGAACAGCCUGCCCCACACGUUGGUUCUGGGCUCAGCCCAAAGCAGCCCGUGGCCGAGGGCCUGCUGACUGCCCUGCAGCCCUUCCUGUCGGAGGCCCUGGUCAGCCAGGUCGGGGCCUGCUACCAGUUCAAUGUCAUCCUGCCCAGUGGUACCCAGAGCAUCUACUUCCUCGACCUCACUACAGGGCACGGGAGGGUAGGCCACGGGGUGCCUGACGGCCUCCCAGAUGUGGUGGUGGAGAUGGCGGAGGCAGACCUGCGGGCCCUUCUGUGCAGGGAGCUGCGGCCCCUGGGGGCCUACAUGAGUGGGCGGCUAAAGGUGAAGGGUGACCUGGCUGUGGCCAUGAAGCUGGAGGCUGUCCUCAGGGCCCUGAAGUAGCAGCUUUGGCUGACUGUCCAUAGCCCAGCCCCAAGUCUGGCAUCAAGCCAGGGGGGGCAUCUUGGAGGAGGAGGCACUGGUGCCACACCUUGGAUUGUUGAGGCCCUGCGAAGUUCGAGGCUCAGCCAGGAGCCAGUGAAUGGAGGCUGGGCAGACACCAGAGGCUGGGAGACACUGAGUCAGGCCACCUGGCCCUUCUCACCUAGAGUGCUUCUCUGGACAAGCCUUUGCCCAUCCCGGUCCCCGGCUGACUGCCCCUCCCCGAGCCGGGUACACGGAGUGAUGACAAGAGGGCCAGGCCCGCUCCGCUCUGCUGGCUAACUGACUGCAGAGGCAGGGCCCGCAGGAACAGCCUGACCGCAGUGGGUUUGGUCCCAGCGCGAGGGAGCCAAGCAUGUGGCUCAGGUCCCAGCUCAAGUGGGGAUCAGAGAGGGUGAGUGGGGGAGAAGGAAGGCAGCCACCAAGGAGAGUCACUGCAGGGCAGGGAUUCGGGGAUGGAGCUGGGCCUGCCUUCCUGGUUGUCGUCUAGGCUCAAGCCAGUGUGCAGGGGGGAUGGAAAAGCGUGGGGCCUUCUCCACCUCUGGCCCUGCUCCUGAAGAUGUCUUGACGACUCAUCUACCAGCUCCCAGCUCCGUCUUGCAUGCCUGACGGGCUGGGGCCCAGGGCAGCAUGUAGGAGAGCCCUGUUCUGUGCUUUUUACCAGAGGUUUGCAAACCGCCAAUAAAUGUGCUGUUUACAAUGUAUUGAAGAGAAAUGGGGGCACGGGCUUGGGUUGGGGGGUUCCCGAGGCCAUGCCCUUACCGCCACCCGGGGAAGGACGAGGGCUGGGAGGCUGACACACCCUUAAUAUAUGCGUGUAAAUCACCCACAGUUCCCCUUCCUGCCAGGGGUUUCAGAGACCCUGGGGCAGGUGUGGGCUCUUCCGUUCCUCUUUGGGGUAGAAGUUCGCCAGGAAAGAGAGGUAUGGGUGUGUCUGGGCUGGUCCUGCAGACACCCUCCCGAGGGGCAGGGUGGGGGGGGUCUGAUCACGUUCAGCAGAUGAGUCAGGGCUGCUGUCAGCUCCCUGUCUUCCCCCCCCCGGGGUCCCUGUUUCUCCCCCAGCAGAGGGGAAGGAAACAGAAGGAAUUGGGCCUGGAGGCCCGGCCCGGGGGGCUUUAGCCCUGGGAGCCCGGCCCGGCUUUCUGCUCCAGUGCUCCAGCCCAAACCCCAGGGACCCCAGGGAAGGGGCCUUUUACUGCUUCAGCCCUAAGAAAUGAAUCUCACUUCCUGGAAAGGCUUGUGAAAAAAGAAACCCACAGAAAUCAGGACCUCCCCUCUGCGAAACAGCCCUGGGCUUGUCCUCUGGCACCAGGCGGUUCCCCUCGGGGCCUCACCAGCCCCCCUGGCACCAGGCCCCAUCUGGUUUUCCCCUUUUUUCCUGCCAGUGCUUGCCUUUUCCCUCCUCUGGUAAGUCCUCCUAGUGUGGACUGCGUGGCCUUGGGGUUUAGGUUUCAGCUCCAGGGUCCCCACCUUGGAGGGCCAGAGCCCCGGCCAGCUGCCCUCCCCCCCAGCUCUGCCCUCAGCCGGAGGCUGCCUUCCCUGCAGUCCUUCCCGCCCCCACCAGCCACUCUCCCCCGCCACCCUCGAAGCCUAGUGGGGCACGGUCCUCUGCUCUCCACUGGGCCCCCCUCUACAUUGGGGCUGUCGCCAUUCUUGGCAUCAGUGCCUGUCCUUCCUGCCGGACUGUGAACUUCAUAUAUGAGCUGUUCCUUUCUCCACGGCAGCACGCAGCAUGCCAGGAGUUUACGGGAAAGCCCCACGUCUUCCUCGUGAAAGCUUAGAAGAAAUCGAAACUGAGAUUAUCUUUGUGGUUGUGGGAGGAUCAACAUAACAUUUACAGGAAACUGAAUCUUCUGGAUGUCUAUAUAGGUGGGGAGUAAGGCCUACCACUAAUUCCCCGUGUUGAGGGGCACUCAUUCCUUGGUGAGGCCAGCACCCUAGGAAAGGGAGCCCAAGGGUUCAAGGGCCCCUGGGCUUCGAGGUCUGAGAAGGCCUUGCAGUCGGCUGGGGAAGGCAAGGGGCACUUAACAGCGGUAGGGAGGGAGGGAGAGGGUGUCAAUCAGAGGAGGCUUCCCUGAGGAGGUGAUGCCCUUAUGCCCUUGCAGCCACAGGGCAGGGUGAUGAGAGAAGAAAAGAGACGGGGCAAAGCAUGCCACAGAGGGGACAGCCCCUGCGAGGACAGAGCUGGAAGAGGCAGCUGAGUGGCUUCUGAUUUCAGGAACUGGAACCUGAAGUAUGGGGGGGCGCGCGUGGAUUUGGGGGAGAGGGGAUAGAAAGAGUAACGCUGUACCAUAUACGUGCCUGCACUGAACUAGACUUGCUAUAUAUCAUUUUUUUCCCUCGAGAUAACCUUACAAAUAAUGAUAAGUAAAAUGCUCACAUUGACAUAUGUGUAAUGUAUUAUUUUGAUGUUAUUUUAAAAAUAAGUAAAUUUUGAAUAGCUGGUACAGUCACGUCCUUCAAAUCUUUUUAAAGAUUAAAAAGGCAUACUAUUAAAACUGUCCCUAAUACUCCUGACUCCAUCCACAUAGUUCCCACACCUUCCUCCAAACAAGUAUCCACUGAUUAGUUUGUUGGUUAUUCCAGAAGGUUUUUUUUUAUGCAUAUACAAGAAAAUCCAAAUAUAUAUCCUCUGGACUUUCUAAAAUACAAAUGGAAACAUAGAAAAUAUAAUGUUGCUUUAUUCACAUUACACCUUGAGGAUCUUUCCAUAACAGCAUGCACAGACUUCUCCCACUGCGUUUUGUAGUUCCAUAGGCUUCUAUUGUUCAGAUGUAUCAUAAUUUAUUUAACCUGUCUGCAUUAAUGGACAUUUAGAUUAUUUGGGGGGUUUUGCUAUUUCAAGCAAUGCUGUAGUAAUAACCUUUAGCAUACACUACUUCGCCUGUGCUUGAGCUUACCUGUAGGAUAAAAUUCCAGAAGAGAAAUGGCUAGGUUAAAACAUUUGUAAUUUAGGGGCGCCUGGGUGGCGCAGUCGUUAAGCGUCUGCCU
Molecule: messenger RNA, 4309 nt
Organism: Mirounga angustirostris (Northern elephant seal)
Lineage: Eukaryota; Metazoa; Chordata; Mammalia; Carnivora; Phocidae
Gene: STOML1
Product: stomatin like 1
Exons: 7
Coding region: 86-1279 (397 amino acids)
Cellular component (GO): plasma membrane
Source: RefSeq, a predicted model, not a curated record